UAGUGUAGGGCGUUUGCCAGAAGCCUGCACUCUCGGAAAUCAGACUCAAGUGACUGGGACUCUUGAGAUCAAAGGCUUACCAUGCUUCUCCCUAGGAGGGCCAGGGACUGCUGACGUGACCACUGACUGUUAUUCGUGGCUCUUAUAAUUAACAAAAAGAAUGGACAAGCUUAAUAAAAUAACUGUACCUGCCAGUCAGAAGUUGAGGCAACUUCAAAAGAUGGUCCACGAUAUCAAGAACAAUGAAGGUGGAAUAAUGAACAAAAUCAAAAAGCUGAAAGUCAAAGCACCUCCGAGUGUUCCUCAAAGGGAUUAUGCCUCAGCAAGGCUGACUCGGGGAGAGCUGCAUUCACCAUCAGCCCCGCCUCAUGGAACUAAGGAUAGAGGAAUGAAACUUGGACUCGAAGAGAACCCUGCUGACGAAGAGGAGCAGUGGUCCGAUGACUUCGACAGCGACUACGAACACCCAGACGAACACUCGGACUCAGAGAUGUACGUGCUACCCGCCGAGGAGACUGGCGACGACAGUUACGAGCCGCCGCCUGCCGAGCAGGAGACAAGAACAGUUCACCCAGCCCUGCCCUUCGCCAGGGGCGAGUAUAUAGACAAUCGGUCAAGCCAGAGGCAGUCUCCACCCUUCAGCAAGACACUUCCUAGUAAGCCCGACUGGCCUUCGGCAAAAGCAAAAGCCAGGCUGACCUCCACUCUGCCGACCCUGACUUCUCUUCAGAAACCUCAAGUCCCACCCAAACCCAAAGAACUGGAGGAUGAGGUUGAUUACGUGGUCCCUGUGGACGAUGAAGAUGAGAACUACAUUCACCCCACAGAAGACAGUUCAUUUCCAGCUGAAAAAGCUCCCAUGGUGAAUAGAUCCAUCAAGCCAAAUAACUCCUCAAAGCCAGCCCCUCCUCCAGGGACAGCUUCAGGUCGUAAGAGCGGGGCCUGGGAUGCUAAGUCACCUUCUCCUGCUGCACCAUCCCCGCUGCCCAGGGCCGGGAAAAAACCAGCUACACCCCUGAAGACAACUUCAGUUGCCUCUCCACAGAAUGCCACAAGUGUUUGUGAAGAAAAACCUGUACCUGCUGAGCGCCACCGAACAGCUAGCCACAGACAAGAAAAUAUGCAGUCAUCAAUGUUUCCUCCUGCCCAGAAACAAAUCCAUCACAAACCCAUACCUCUGCCAAGAUUUCCAGAAGGGGGAGGCUCAACUGUGGAUGGCCUAUUUUCAUCUAACCCCCAUUUGUCAGAACAGGAAGCGGACCUUCACUGCAAGCAAUGGUACGCUGGUGCCUGCGAUCGGAAGUCUGCUGAAGAGGCUUUAUACAGAUCAAACAAGGAUGGAUCAUUUCUUAUUCGGAAAAGCUCUGGCCAUGAUUCCAAACAGCCAUAUACAUUAGUUGUAUUCUUUAAUAAGCGAGUAUAUAAUAUCCCUGUGAGAUUUAUUGAGGCAACAAAGCAGUAUGCCUUGGGCAGAAAGAAAAAUGGUGAAGAGUACUUUGGAAGUGUUGCUGAAAUUAUCAAGAAUCAUCAACAUAGCCCUCUGGUUCUUAUCGACAGUCAGAAUAAUACAAAAGAUUCAACAAGACUGAAAUAUGCAGUUAAAGUUUCAUAGAUUUUUUUGAAAAAGGUCAACAUCAUUGCUUCAGACAUUUUACUUAUUUCUAGUUUUGAGAAAAAGUCCCCAAACUUCAUAUUUUGAAUUCUGAAUCAUCCAGUAAUAGGAUAGAAGAUGGAGGCAGCUACUGAGGUGGUCAUCCAUUUCUUUAUAAGAAGCUCACAUGGACUUGUUCUAUUGCCUGACCUGAGGAACUGUGAAUAUUUGGUGAGGUUGAGUUAUCAUGCUACUAAUAUUCUCCAAAUAAACGUCUUUAUUUAAAAGAAAUAGGUGUAAAGUCUUUUUAGUCAUGUAAGAAAAUAACUCUCUAUUUUCAAAAUAAGAAAAUAAUACUCUUGGAUUAAAACAAAGCUGCUGGAAAUUUGGGUCACCACAAUGGUCACCGGUACACUAAUGUAAUGUCUACUGCCAAUGCUUGACAAUUAUGUCUUGGUUGAAAUUGUAAUGUGUAGAAAAUAAAAUAUAGAUAAUGUGCAAUAUUUAUAAGUACAGAUUAAGGGGGAUGUCCAUUUUGUGAGUGGGAAACUGCAACUAAGCCAUAGGAGAUGUAUAUAGAUAUGAACUUUCUGGAAGUUCUUGUCCACAAUUAUGUUGUUAGCUUUGCUUAUUAAAAAUAAUUAUAC
Neomonachus schauinslandi (Hawaiian monk seal) is the source of this 2238-nucleotide messenger RNA. RefSeq names its product B cell linker (gene BLNK). Lineage: Eukaryota; Metazoa; Chordata; Mammalia; Carnivora; Phocidae. The transcript is spliced from 18 exons. The record is from RefSeq and is a predicted model, not a curated record. Gene Ontology annotation, biological process: intracellular signal transduction; cell surface receptor protein tyrosine kinase signaling pathway. Bases 161 to 1612 code for a protein of 483 amino acids. Gene Ontology annotation, cellular component: cytoplasm.